Symbiodinium necroappetens is the source of this 866-nucleotide messenger RNA. The record is from the annotation of a GenBank genome assembly. NCBI's taxonomy places the organism in Eukaryota, Dinophyceae, Suessiales, Symbiodiniaceae.
AUGCUGAAGGACUGCGUCCGCACCAGUGGCUACAUGAAUGCCAUCAGCAGUGCCAAGGCAUUGUUUCACGGAAAGACGGUGCUGGACGUCGGCGCAGGUACGGGCAUUCUAUCACUGUUUGCCGCUCGCGCGGGUGCGGCGCGGGUCGUGGGCAUCGAGUGCUCCAACAUUGCGAGCUACGCAACUGAGAUCGCUCGGCGAAAUGGCUUCGGCGAAGUCAUCACCUAUGUCCAGGGCAAGGUCGAAGAAGUCGAGAUCCCCGUCGACAAGGUGGACAUCAUCGUCUCGGAAUGGAUGGGUUACUUCCUGAUGUUUGAGUCGAUGCUGGACAGCGUCCUCUUUGCCCGGGAUAAAUGGCUGAGACCAGGGGGCCACCUCUUCCCUGACCGAGCAAGCCUCUUCAUGGCUGGUAUCGAGGAUGCCGAGUACAGGGAAGAGAAGCUUGGUCAAUGGACCCACCUUCGUGGCUUCGACUUUAGUCCGCUGGCAGCGUAUGCCAUCCAAGAGCCCAUCUCGGACAUCGUCGAGCCGCUAGCACUGGUCACAGACACGGCGUGUGUCUUCCAGAUGGACCUCAGCGUCGUCAAAUGUCAUGAGCUGGACUUCGUGUCGCCAUUUUCGCUGAAGUCUCACCGCCAGGACUUCAUCCAUGCCUUGGUUGUUUGGUUCGACGUCUUCUUCGAUGCUGCGCCCGACGCCCUGCCACUUUCCACGGCUCCCGGGCAGCCGGACACCCACUGGAAGCAGACGGUCCUUUACCUUGACGAGCCCCUCGUGGUCUUUCCUGGCGAUGUUGUGAGUGGCAGGAUGGCAGUCCGGAAGAAUGAGCUGAACAACCGAGAUCUCGAUGUGAAAAUCUCGUACCA